Messenger RNA from Daldinia loculata, 2351 nucleotides. Its product is annotated as C2H2 type zinc-finger-domain-containing protein. The record is from RefSeq and is a predicted model, not a curated record. The transcript has 2 exons. Gene Ontology annotation, biological process: ribosomal large subunit biogenesis. Gene Ontology annotation, cellular component: preribosome, large subunit precursor. Lineage: Eukaryota; Fungi; Ascomycota; Sordariomycetes; Xylariales; Hypoxylaceae. Gene Ontology annotation, molecular function: nucleic acid binding; zinc ion binding. The coding region runs from base 479 to 2176 and encodes 565 amino acids.
AGAAUUUCAACGAUUUAAUUUUGGAUUUCUAUAUUUCUGUAACUCUGAUCAAUUCCAUUUCCACUUCGGCGUGCGACCUUUGUGACACAUCAGUCCGACAGUAGGCCACAACUUCUUUGUAAACAAUUCAAAAUCUAUUUCAGCCUGAUUGUCUAAUUCCCCAUAAAAUCCUGGCCUUCCUUUCUCCGGAUUGCGCUUUGAAAUCGCUCAGAUUUUAGUACAACGGCAUUCGAGACGCUGUGACCUAGUCGCAUCAAAAUUAAAGCCUCAUCAACCCCUCCCCCUCCUUGUCGGAGCGCUACACACAAAAGUUCACCAGCCAGGAUUAAAACUACCUAAGAAACUUUUAUCCAACCGGCGCUUCCAUUGUUGACAUCUCCCGUGUUUCGUAGAAGCAUCGGUUUUUGUUUCAACCUAGGUACUCUAGUAACCGUUGCAAUCAAAUCACAAGAUCCUCAUUUGUACUCCCCCAACAACAAUGGCUACCAUCACGGGGAGCAGACCGGCCGGCACGGCUCUGUCUAAUAAGCAGGAACCCGCGCCAUCUUCCCAUCAAUACACUUGCAACACGUGCCAAGUAGCCUUCCGCUUUGCUGAUACCCAGAAAGGUCACAUGAAGAGUGAUUGGCAUCGAUACAACCUUAAGCGUCGCGUUGCGUCACUGCCUCCAAUUGCAUCUGAGGUCUUCACUGAAAAGGUCCUACAAGCCCGUGCUGCGACCAGCGCGGAAGCCGACCGUGCCGGAUUUCAACAAAUUUGCGAGGUCUGUCAACGGACUUACUAUAGCGAGAACUCUUUCCGAAAUCAUAUUUCGAGUCAGAAACAUAAGGCACGAGAGGCAGCGGUGCAAAACCGGGGAUCCAAUCACGAUGAUGCUAGUUCCGUUAUGAGCUCUACCUUCUCUCUCGGCGACCCUGUGCCUUCAAAUAAUAGCGAAGUCGAUUCUGUUGCUAAAGAUGAGUUCAACGAAGUAGUUGAAGGUAUUCAAAAGGCUAGUUUAACAGAACGUCCUUCCCCAGUCAAGCGCCCAUCAAAUCCCCAUCCUUCAGCCGAGGCGCAGCACAAGAGAGAACAUCCCGUGUCGGAAGAUCCUAGCGAGGCUAUAUCUGGCACUUCAACACCGGUUCCGAAUCUUACGUUGAAGUCAUGCUUAUUCUGUAAUUAUGACUCACCAACCGUCCCGUUAAACGUUGUUCACAUGGAGCGCAUCCACAGCAUGUUUAUUCCCGAGAAGCAAUAUCUAGUUGAUCUAGAUGGCCUUGUUGGCGCAUUACAACAGCGGAUUCAAGAAUUCCAUGAAUGUCUGUACUGCGGGAAAGUUAAGAACAGCGCAAUUGCUGUACAAACGCAUAUGCGUGAUAAGGGUCAUUGCAAGAUACCUUAUACUUCAGAAGAUGAGCAGGUCGACAUUGGUGAUUAUUAUGACUUCAGAAGCACAUACUCAGAUGGCGAAGACUCGGAAGAUGAGUCAGUUGAUGAUGGUAAGCAGAACGGGGGAGCUAAGCUCGGGGCCAGACGAUCAGCCAAGGCUGUAGGAGAAAACGGAGACGAGAUUAUGGAAGAUGAAGGUUGGGAAACGGACAGCUCUACUUCGUCUUGCAAGUCUGAAGAUUUGGGACCUAUUCCCGUUGAUCACCAUUAUCGGCAGUACGAACGGCUCGAGAAGCAUCCUCACCACUCAUCUCACGAUCCGCGACACCACCAUCAAAUGGAUGGAUGGCACUCGCAUGCUCACAAACAUCAUCGUGCCAUUUUUUACGAUGAUACCGAGCUACAUCUUCCUUCAGGUCGUGCGGUGGGCCACCGAUCUCUGGCUAAGUAUUAUCGUCAGAACCUACACAACCACCCUUCAGCCGAGGAACGUGCGGAGAGACUUGCUAUUGAAGCAGCUUCAUCUGAGGGUGAUGCCAUGGAAGUUGACGAUGAUGCUAAGAACGGCAACGGCAACGGCAACGGCCAGGUUUCUCGACGUGAAGGUCGCGGGCGUAACGGUGCCGUUGUAAGCCGAGCGAAUGGUGGAAUUGGUAUGUUAGGAGUGACAGACCAGAAGAAGAAGGAAGUGGCUCGUGCCGAACAGAGAAGCCGUAAGCAAGAGCAUAAGGCGGCGAGACAAAAGGAGUGGGCACUUAGCAAGCAGGCUAACCACCAGAAAUAUUACAACUACCAGAUCUUGUAAAGUUUUACACAAGAUAUGGAGUUUCCCGGCGUGCAGCUCAGGAACUGGAGUGUUGCCGUCAUCAACAAUUGCAAGGGUAGUCUAGUCCGACUGCAAAUUUAGCUUGGCAGACCGAACUAGUCGGUAUAUAGAACAUGCAGUUGACAAUAAAAUAAAAACAACGUUGCGUUUAUAA